AUGGCGGUCUCCCCUGACCUCUUCCCUGCAGGGCUCUACGUGCUGGUUGGAGCCGGGGCCCUGAUGAUGGCCGUGGGGUUCUUUGGAUGCUGCGGAGCCAUGCGGGAGUCACAGUGUGUGCUCGGAUCAUUUUUCACUUGCCUACUGGUGAUAUUUGCUGCUGAAGUAACCACUGGAGUAUUUGCUUUUAUAGGCAAGGGCGUAGCUAUACGACAUGUUCAGACCAUGUAUGAAGAGGCUUAUAAUGAUUACCUUAAAGACAGGGGAAAGGGAAAUGGGACUCUCAUUACCUUCCACUCAACAUUUCAGUGCUGUGGAAAAGAAAGCUCUGAACAGGUCCAACCCACGUGCCCAAAGGAGCUUCUAGGACACAAGAAUUGCAUUGAUGAAAUUGAGACCAUAAUCAGUGUUAACCUCCAGCUCAUUGGAAUUGUCGGUAUUGGAAUUGCAGGUCUCACGAUCUUUGGCAUGAUAUUCAGCAUGGUCCUUUGCUGUGCGAUACGAAACUCACGAGAUGUGAUAUGAAGCUACUUCUACAUGAAAAUUGCAAUCUGGAGCUUUCAUACCAAAUGUCACACGAGCUGUCUCUUGGCUCAUUUUUAAUAUUCAAAGGACGUUAGAAUCUAAAAUAAUUCGCUGUCAUUUGUACAUUUGCACAUGUAUGUAUGUUUGGCUCAUUACUGGUUUACUCCUUGAAUGAAUGCUUGUGUGUUGACUGAGAGUA
Messenger RNA from Galeopterus variegatus (Sunda flying lemur), 724 nucleotides. RefSeq names its product tetraspanin 2 (gene TSPAN2). Lineage: Eukaryota; Metazoa; Chordata; Mammalia; Dermoptera; Cynocephalidae. Gene Ontology annotation, cellular component: membrane. The coding region runs from base 1 to 525 and encodes 174 amino acids. The transcript has 7 exons. The record is from RefSeq and is a predicted model, not a curated record.